UUGUGUGUAGCAUACAUGCCUGUGGGUCCAAGGCUAUGUGACCUUCUGCUGGCCUUCAGUUUGGAGAUAGUGGGAAGAACGCUGUGGGGGAGUGGAAAGAGGCACUGGACAGAAGUACUAGUCAAAGGGAGGCUCAGCAGCUCAGCGCCUCUGUUAGGCAGUGCUACGUGGGGUCAGAGCUGGGAAAGGUGUCACCAGCGGUGGUGGCCACCUCCUCCUCCACUGAGUUGGCCUCCAGUGCCAACUCUGGAGACAGCUAUGCAGUGGAAGGUGCCCCUGCUUGUGGGGCUCAUCGUGCUGAGAACCCAUGUCUGCAGCUGCAAAUUUGUAGACAUUGAUAAGAACUCGAAGGAUUUCGCCAGUGCUGUGGAGUAUGCUGUGUUUCAGUUCAAUGAGGACCAGGAAGACGAGUUUGCCUACAAGUUUCUGCAGGUACGCCGGAGCCAGCACAAGAGAUGGACGUUGAUAUAUUUAAUGGACUUGGAGAUGGGGCGUACAGUUUGUAAGAAACAUGAUGAAGACAUUGACAAUUGCCCAUUGCAAGAAGGCACAGAAGAGAAAAUGGUGCGCUGCACUUUUAUAGUAGAUGUUCGAUCUUGGUUUUCCCAGUUCACCCUCCUGAACAGCACCUGUGUGGAGAGAAGGUGGUGACAGAGCCCAUGGUUUUUUGCAGCAGAAGUCCCCUCUUCCUCCAGAGUGUGACAGUCUGUAGUCCUAGAUCUGUGCAGCCUGGCAGAAUUAAAGGCAUUUCAAAGCA
Macaca mulatta (Rhesus monkey) is the source of this 757-nucleotide messenger RNA. RefSeq names its product cystatin-12 (gene CST12). Gene Ontology annotation, molecular function: cysteine-type endopeptidase inhibitor activity. The record is from RefSeq and is a predicted model, not a curated record. NCBI's taxonomy places the organism in Eukaryota, Metazoa, Chordata, Mammalia, Primates, Cercopithecidae.